AUGCCUUCUGCCAACGGAACAGCCCACACCUGGGACAGCCUCCCACAGGCCAUGUCCAAGUCCGUAUCAUCCCUGCAAAAGAUCCUUGACAACGACAAGCAAUGGCAGGCCUUUAUCGACACUAAUGCCAUCGUCGAGCCCGUUACCAUGGGUGUUGCCUCCAAAGGUGGCGAGGCCAUUCUCGUCAACGUCGACUCUGGCUCUCGCACCAAGGUCUCAACGGGUGAUGCCUCGAAAGCGGACUUCACCCUGUCAGCGCACGGCGAGCAAUGGGAGAAGUUCUUUGACGCCGACCCCAAAGCACCCUAUACGUCGUUUGUUGGCCUCCAGGGCAUGAACAUUAAACAAGAGGGCGUCGGCAUUCAAGGCGAUGCCACACGUUUCGCACAAUACGGCCAUCUGGCCACACGUCUCCUCGAGCUUUUGCGUGAAGGGCUACACGGACCUCUCCGCGAAGAUCCACAAGAAGAAGCUACCGAAGAUCAUAUCACCGGCCGCUACAAAUACGUCGACUGCCCUGUCUGGGGCCGCACCAAGAUCUUCUACGAGACUGCUGGUGAGGGUCCGGUACCGAUCGUCUUCCUUCACACGGCAGGCAGCGACAGCAGACAGUAUCACGGCGUCAUGAACGAUGCCAGAAUGAGACGGAAGUGCACGAUGAUUGCCUUUGAUCUGCCGGCCCAUGGACGCAGCUUCCCCGGCAGUAACUACAUUCCCGGAAACCACACGAACAACGAGGAGGCAUAUGUGGGCACGAUCAGAGAAGUUGUCAAGGCGUUGGGCCUCAAGAAGCCAAUCAUCUGUGGUGCCAGUAUGGCCGGGCAGGUUUGCGUGGCGGUCGCGAUCAGAGCGGAUGAGGUUGGCGCUGGCGGCACCAUCCCACUGCAAGGAUGUGACUAUCUGACCAUGGAGCGCCAAUUCAACGACAAGAGCCCCGUCGUCAACCAGAGCCUGUUCAACCCGGACUGGAUCUACGGCAUGAUGAAUCCCAAAGCCCCCUGGGUGAACCGCAACCUGAUUUGGCACAUGUACUCGGGCCAGGCCUACGGCAUCUUCCACGGCGACCUCGACUUCUACUUUGGCGGCUUCGACGCGCGCGACCGCGUGCACCAGAUCGACACCGCCAAGUGCCCCAUCCAUUUCCUGACGGGCGUCUACGACUGGUCGACCACGCCGGACAUGUCAAAGACCACCGCCGACAAGAUCAAGGGCGCCCAGUUCACCGCCAUGGAGGGCCUCGGCCACUUCCCCGCCACGGAGAACCCGGGCCGCUUCGUCGAGUAUCUGGAAAAGGCGAUUGACGGGAUUCUGGAGAUGAGGCAGGGGUGA
Molecule: messenger RNA, 1329 nt
Organism: Cyphellophora europaea CBS 101466
Lineage: Eukaryota; Fungi; Ascomycota; Eurotiomycetes; Chaetothyriales; Cyphellophoraceae
Exons: 3
Coding region: 1-1329 (442 amino acids)
Source: RefSeq, a predicted model, not a curated record